Henningerozyma blattae CBS 6284 is the source of this 1692-nucleotide messenger RNA. RefSeq names its product alpha-keto acid decarboxylase family protein. Gene Ontology annotation, molecular function: carboxy-lyase activity; magnesium ion binding; thiamine pyrophosphate binding. Lineage: Eukaryota; Fungi; Ascomycota; Saccharomycetes; Saccharomycetales; Saccharomycetaceae. The coding region runs from base 1 to 1692 and encodes 563 amino acids. The record is from RefSeq and is a predicted model, not a curated record. The transcript has a single exon.
AUGUCUGAAAUUACUUUGGGUAAAUAUCUUUUCGAAAGAUUAAAGCAAGUCAAUGUUAAUACCAUUUUUGGUUUACCAGGUGAUUUCAAUUUAGCUUUAUUAGAUAAGAUCUAUGAAGUUCCAGGUAUGAGAUGGGCCGGUAAUGCUAAUGAAUUGAAUGCUGCUUAUGCUGCUGAUGGUUAUGCCAGAAUUAAAGGUAUGUCCUGUUUGAUUACCACUUUUGGUGUUGGUGAAUUAUCUGCCUUGAAUGGUAUUGCUGGUUCUUAUGCUGAACAUGUUGGUGUUUUACAUGUUGUUGGUGUUCCAUCUACUACUUCUCAAGCCAAAAAAUUAUUAUUACAUCACACUUUAGGUAACGGUGAUUUUGAUGUUUUCCAUAGAAUGUCUACUGAAAUUUCUGAAACCACUGCUAUGAUUACUGAUUUAAGCAAAGCUGCUUCUCAAAUUGAUAACUGUAUUAGAGUCACUUAUACUACUCAAAGACCUGUUUACUUGGGUAUUCCAGCCAAUAUGUUUGAUUUUACAUUACCAGCUAAAUUAUUGGAAACCCCAAUCAAUAUGAAAUUAUCACCAAAUAAUCAAGAAUCAGAAGAUGAAGUUGUUGAAACUAUUUUAAGAAUGGUUAAAGGUGCUAAGAACCCAGUUAUCAUUGCUGAUGCUUGUUGUUCUAGACAUAAUGUUAAAGCCGAAACUGAAAAAUUAAUUGAUGCUACUCAAUUCCCAGCUUUCACUACUCCAAUGGGUAAAGGUUCUAUCAAUGAACAUCAUCCAAGAUUUGGUGGUGUUUAUGUUGGUACUUUAACUAGACCUGAAGUUAAGAAAGCCGUCGAAUCUGCUGAUUUGAUCUUAUCUGUUGGUGCUUUAUUAUCUGAUUUCAAUACUGGUACUUUCUCUUACGAUUAUGAAACUAAGAACAUUGUUGAAUUCCAUUCUGAUCAUAUCAAGAUUAAGAACGCCACUUUCCAAGGUGUUCAAAUGAAAUUUGUCUUGGAUAGAUUAAUUAAGGAAAUUGGUGAUUACGUUAAGGAUUACAAGCCAGUUCCAGUUCCAGCUGGUAUCCCAGACAACAAGCCAUGUCCAGAUGAAACUCCAUUGCAACAAGAAUGGUUAUGGAAUCAAUUGGGCAAUUUCUUACAAGAAGGUGAUAUUGUAUUGACUGAAACUGGUACUUCUGCCUUUGGUAUUAAUCAUACUAAAUUCCCUAAGAACACUUACGGUAUCAAUCAAGUCUUAUGGGGUUCUAUUGGUUUCACUGGUGGUUGUGUUCUUGGUGCCGCUUUUGCAGCUGAAGAAAUUGAUCCAAAGAAGAGAGUUCAUUUAUUCAUUGGUGAUGGUUCUUUACAAUUGACCGUUCAAGAAAUCUCCACCAUGAUCAGAUGGAACUUGAAACCAUAUUUGUUUGUCUUAAACAACAACGGUUACACCAUUGAAAAAUUAAUUCAUGGUCCAACUGCUCAAUAUAAUGAAAUCCAAGGUUGGGAUCAUUUAUCUAUCUUACCAACUUUUGGUGCCACUGAUUAUGAAGCUAUUAGAGUUGCCACUAUUGGUGAAUGGAACAAAUUAACCACCGAUGAUAAAUUCAACAAGAACUCCAAGAUUAGAAUGAUUGAAAUCAUGUUACCAGUCAUGGAUGCACCAUCCAACUUGAUUGCUCAAGGUAAGUUGACUGAAGCUAUUAACGCUGCCCAAUAG